AUGGUCGAGGAUUGGUUAAGAUCGAAAAGUGCGCAAGAGAGAAAUGUGAUGAUGAGAAGAGCCGAAAGUGCACGCAAAAUCGUUGCAAUUGAAUACUGUCUUAUGGGAUUGGCAUAUGUUUUUGUUGUCAUUCUGCCUAUUUGUGGAAUUCCCAUAAAAUACUUGACGAAUGUUACCGAUCCAGGCAGACCAACGCCUGGACCGAUACAAACUUAUUAUAUAUAUGACGUAAUGAAAACUCCGCAAUAUGAGCUGACAUAUAUUACGUAUUCCAUUACUCUCUUUUUUGCUAUUUUGUGCUACGCGGGAAUCGAUAACUUUCUUGGAUUAGUAGUGUUCCACAUCUGUGGUCAAUUGGAUAUCCUUCGACAUCGUUUCACGCAUUUAGAUAAGUAUAUGAAUUUUCAUAUCGAUCUAAAGAAUUGCGUGAUGGAUCACACACGACUAUUGAGAGCCAUUACUAUUGUGGAUGACUUGUACAAUGUGCUGUUUCUUAUAUUAUUUCUAUGUUUCGCUGUUUUAUUUGCAUUUUAUGGAUUUGUUAUUAUUAGCUUGAUCACAGAAGAGGAUAAAGUAUCAAUCGUACGCUUGAUAUAUCUCGUAAGCAAUGUUAUUAAUUUAUUUGCUCAUAUGUGCCUCUUUUGCGCUGUCGGCGAGUUUUUGAUGGCGCAAUGUGAUACAAUUUAUUAUGCUGUGUACAAUCAGGAAUGGUACACUUUGGGAUCAAAUAAAGCCAAAAAUUUGAUCCCUUUAAUAAUUAAAAGCAGAAAACCGGUUUAUCUUACCGCGGGAAAAGUGUUUCCCAUGACAUUGGCUACAUUUUCCAACCUACUGAAAACAUCUGCAGGUUAUAUAUCGGUUUUAUUUGGAAUGUCAGUUUAA
Molecule: messenger RNA, 882 nt
Organism: Linepithema humile (Argentine ant)
Lineage: Eukaryota; Metazoa; Arthropoda; Insecta; Hymenoptera; Formicidae
Product: odorant receptor 43a-like
Biological process (GO): detection of chemical stimulus involved in sensory perception of smell; sensory perception of smell
Cellular component (GO): plasma membrane
Molecular function (GO): olfactory receptor activity; odorant binding
Source: RefSeq, a predicted model, not a curated record